AUCCAUCAAAUGUGCUCACUUAAUGUGAUAAAAUAAAAGAAUCCCAUUUUUUUCAUAUAAGGAACCAGAGAAAUAUAUAGAAAAUUUGUUUGUAUAAUAACAAGUAAAUUUUCCAUUUUUUGGUAAAAAACAAAAUCUUCCAUUUUUAUUAAUAUUUGUUUUGUAUAGUAGGACCAUUCUCGGCGCCGAGACAGCACAGCAGUUCCAUGCCAUAAGCUAAGGCUAAAGGAGACAACUUAUUGAACAAGCAAGAGAAGAGUCAACAAAAUGUGCUGCUAUAGUGCUAUAUAUAUCUGUAAGUAAUCACUUAUCCUAAACAAUUUGUAUCCACAGCAACAAAGAAAAUGGAUUACUACAUAAAGCAUUCAUUCCUCUUGAUUUCCACUCUCAUGAUUCUCAGACUCCAAUUCUCUUCUGCCAUUAAAGGUGGCUAUUGGUAUUCUGAUAGUGGCCUUGCAGCUUCUGAUAUUAAUCCCUCUUAUUUCACUCACUUGUUCAGUGCAUUUGCUGACCUUGAUACUACUACCUAUCAAGUCACCAUUUCUCCUGCAAACGCAGCUAGAUUCUCGACUUUCACUCAAACCGUCCAAGCAAAGAGUAGUUCAGUGAAAACCCUUUUAUCAAUUGGUGGUGGAGGUGGUUCUACUUUGGCACAAAAAUUUGCCAAUAUGGCUAGUCAAGCCAGUCGCCGAAAAUCAUUCAUAGAUUCUUCAAUCCGACUAGCCAGAAAUAACAACUUUCAUGGCCUUGAUCUUGACUGGGAGUAUCCAUCCUCAGACACAGACAAGACCAACUUUGGUUCACUCAUCAAGGAGUGGAGAGCUGCCGUGGCCGCAGAGUCUAGAAGUUCUGGCAAGCCAGCACUUCUGCUAUCUGCUGCAGUCGGUGGCUCAGAUCAGAUCACUCCAUUGAAGUACUACCCGGGUCCGGAUAUUGCAAACAACUUGGAUUGGAUCAAUGUAAUGACUUAUGACCUUUUCACCUCAGAUGGUUAUCCAACCGUAACACAAGCACCCGCUCCUUUGAAAAAUCCAACAGGCCAAUUCAGUGCAGAUGAAGGUAUCACUAAAUGGAUUGGGUUAGGAGUGCCAAAAAGCAAGAUAGCAUUGGGUUUACCUUUCUAUGGUUUCAAGUGGGCUUUGUCAGAUCCUAAUAACCAUCGAAUUUUCUCUAAAGCUACACAGGGACUUGGGGCAGUGAAGUAUAAGGAUAUAAAAAACGCCGGGGCGCAGAUUGUUUACAAUUCCACAUAUACUACUACUUACGCCUUCAAAGGGACAGAUUGGUAUGGAUAUGAUGACACUCAGAGUACAGCUAACAAGGUUUCUUAUGCCAAGCAAAAUGGAUUGUUUGGAUAUUUUGCUUGGCAUAUUGAACAAGAUAGCAACUGGGCACUUUCUGAUGCUGCUUCUCGAUCAUGGGGGGCCUAGUAAUGGAUUGUAGACAGAGAUGCUGCAAACUGAAGAGGGAACAAAGGUUUUGAGUUAUCUACAUUAUAGUAAAGUUAUGACCUUUCUAGUUUCCAUUCUCUCAUGUAAUAAUAAAAAAUAAGAAUAAGAUAUUGAAGGAUCUAUAGUUAUAAAAGAAAGAACUCAUACUUAGCUUCUCUUAAUCUAAUAAAUAAGGAGACUUUUAUUGCAA
Messenger RNA from Trifolium pratense (red clover), 1641 nucleotides. Its product is annotated as class V chitinase-like. The record is from RefSeq and is a predicted model, not a curated record. Gene Ontology annotation, biological process: chitin catabolic process; carbohydrate metabolic process. Gene Ontology annotation, molecular function: chitinase activity; chitin binding. Lineage: Eukaryota; Viridiplantae; Streptophyta; Magnoliopsida; Fabales; Fabaceae. Bases 345 to 1430 code for a protein of 361 amino acids. The transcript is spliced from 2 exons. Gene Ontology annotation, cellular component: extracellular region.